AUGAAGCUCGACCUGCCCAUCACUUCUAGUGGGACAUAUGGAUGUGUGGAUACCAUUAUGGCAGAUGACGAGACCGGACCCCUCGCUGUUGUCCCAGCCGGAAACCAGACGCAUAUUGAGAGCGGGGAUAAUAACUCCCCUAAAAGAGCCAAACUUGUCCGCGGCCUGCAGAAAACUGCGGAUAAGUACUUACAACGUCACUUUGAAGCAAAUGACCCACAUACUGAAGAGCUACACGAGCGCGUGCAUAUAGCACUCCGAGCUGCCAUGCUGGGGGUUAAUAUUGAUGGCAUGGAACCGCGCCCAAAGACCGCACAUCACACUCAGUCCACAGAGGGCGAGCCAACAAUAGUUCAAAUGACAAACAAGUACAUCAUACCUCCCGCAAUGGCACGAGCCAUCGUGAACUGUUUGGCCAAGGGACUACAGUCACUCAGAAAUACACUGAGCGCAAAAUCGAAGGUAUUAGAUUUGGGCGAACUUUAUCCUGGCACAAUGCCAGGAGGAUUAGAUGUCCGCGUCAUUCUCUGA
Messenger RNA from Suillus plorans, 531 nucleotides. RefSeq lists its product as uncharacterized. The record is from RefSeq and is a predicted model, not a curated record. Lineage: Eukaryota; Fungi; Basidiomycota; Agaricomycetes; Boletales; Suillaceae. The transcript has 3 exons. The coding region runs from base 1 to 531 and encodes 176 amino acids.